UCAUCAACUCUUUUAAAUAAGUGUUUUGUCGGUUUUGGAAAUAGUAAGAGAUGGCCCUUUCUGGAAAGUUAAUUUGUUAUUUAGAGAUUAGUAAGAAGGGAAAUGUCUUCCUUGAUAUCUUUAGAUACAACCCACACGAGUUUUCUACAAUAUGUCCUCAUAAGGUUCAUGCAUGUGAACUGAUUGAAGGUGAUCGGGGGGCCGUUGGAUCUCUCGUCCAUUGGCACUACACUCAUGAGGGAAAGAAGAAAAUUGAUAAAGCCAUAAUCGAAGCUGUUGAUGAGGAAAAGCACAAGAUCGUGUUCGACGUAAUCGGAGGAGAUCUAGUGGAGGAUAAAUACAAGACCAUGAAAGUCAUAUUUCAUACUGAAAAAAAGGGUGAUGCACAAGUGCUAACUGUGACACUUGAGUUUGAGAAGCUUAACACAACUGUACCCUAUCCAACUUCUUUUAUGGACUGGUUUUGCAAUGUGCUUAAGGACAUAGAUCUAUGCAUAUAAUAACACUAAACAAGUUCUAAUAAACAAAUGAACUGAAGGGAAGUUAUGGGUGUUUCUCCGAAUGUUUGAAUAAACUACGUCAACAAUGAAUAAAGAGAAAGAGAAGUUAAUGUGUGCUGGUGUAAUUUGUAUACGAUGAAUCGUUUUAAUAUAGUAUAUUAUUCUCGUUCGCC
Lactuca virosa is the source of this 673-nucleotide messenger RNA. The record is from the annotation of a GenBank genome assembly. Lineage: Eukaryota; Viridiplantae; Streptophyta; Magnoliopsida; Asterales; Asteraceae.